Molecule: messenger RNA, 1143 nt
Organism: Neoarthrinium moseri
Lineage: Eukaryota; Fungi; Ascomycota; Sordariomycetes; Amphisphaeriales; Apiosporaceae
Exons: 1
Coding region: 1-1143 (380 amino acids)
Molecular function (GO): zinc ion binding; 5-methyltetrahydropteroyltriglutamate-homocysteine S-methyltransferase activity
Source: RefSeq, a predicted model, not a curated record
AUGUCAUUGCCUACAGGCGUCUACCGUGCCGACCAAGUCGGCUCCCUGCUCCGGCCUAAGGAUAUUCUCGCCCUCCGCGAGAAGGUGGCAAAUGGCCAGGCGGAUCCUAAGGAACUCAAGGAGCUCGAGGACAAGCACAUCGCAGAUGUUGUCCGCAAGCAGAUCAGCUCCGGGCUCCGUGCCGUGACGGACGGAGAGUUCAGACGCCAAUGGUUCCAUAUCGACUACCUGGUGAACCUGGCCGGUGUCGAGAAGCGCGGCGCCCUCCAGUCAACCAACAUCUCCAAGGGCGGCACCAUGCCGCCUCGUCUGGUCGUGGUCGACAAGAUCAGCCACCCCAAGCCCAUCCAGGUCGAUGACUUCAACUACCUGGAGACGCAGAUCGCUGCCGCCGGGGCACAGGGCAAGGUCACGACCAAGGUCGCCAUCCCCUCGCCGACCAUGAUCCACUUCCGCAACAGCCGCGAGACCAUCGACGAGAAGGCCUACCCGACGCUGGAGCCCUUCUUCGACGACCUGGCACGCGUGUACCAGGAGGAGCUCGCCGACCUCUACGCCGCUGGCACUCGGUUCGUCCAGCUCGACGACACCAACCUGGCGUACCUGUGCGACCCGGGCAUGCGGGCCGAGGCCGAGAAGCGCCACGGCGACGCCAACGUGCUGGCCAAGCAGUACGCGGCCCUGAUCAACAAGGCUAUCUCCAAGCGCCCGCGCGACAUGACCAUCGGCAUCCACCUGUGCCGCGGCAACCACCGGUCGCAGUGGUUCGCGCAGGGCGGCUACGAGCCCGUGGCCGAGGUGCUGUUCCGCGACCUCGACGUCGACGUCUACUUCCUCGAGUACGACGACGCGCGCUCGGGCGACUUCUCGCCCCUGCGCCACCUGCCCGAGAACAAGAUCGUCGUGCUCGGCGUCAUGAGCAGCAAGGUCGCCGCCCUCGACGACAAGGCCGACAUCAUCAAGCGCCUCAACGAGGCCGCCGCCUACUGCCCCCGCGGCCUCAAGCAGCUGUGCCUCAGCCACCAGUGCGGCUUCUCCAGCACCGCCGAGGGCAACGAGCUCAGCGAGGACGAGCAGUGGGCCAAGAUCCGCCUCGAGGUCGAGAUCGCCAAGGAGGUCUGGGGCGACGACCUGAGCGUGUAA